AAGAGGAGGCGGCGAAAUGAAGACACGGCAAGGGCGGCUUGACGCAGCGGCUGACUCUUAAAGCAGCAUAAGACACCUUGUACUACUGUAGAAGCCAAAAACGGCAUGACUCAAUAUCUCUUUUACAUUACGACGAUCGACUAGACCUCAAGAAAGCGAUGUUCGGACCUACGAAUUUCACAUAAAUGCCAUCAAUACCAGGCCCAGUGACCGAAGGAUCCAAGAUCUGGUCACCCGAACACCUCUUCGACAACACUGACUCAGACCUCUGGCCCAAGGUCCACAAGCACCUCAAUGCCCACGAGUUCCGAGCCGCAAUAACCACGGCCUUCGAACUACCGACAGGCGAUAAUUUCACAUACCAUGCCACCGCAUCCGUAAAUUUGGCUCAAGUGGAAGCCGCCAUCCACGCUGGAAGAGCCAACGGCCUUCAUGCAUGGUACGUCGAGCCAGUAGGAAGCGAUGGCGAAGCAGACCCCGAGUCCGCACUCCCAGGUCAACCAUCCCUCCGAAUAUCAGGCUAUCCACCAGCCCCCGACAUUCAAGCCCACAUCUUGAUAUUCGACCCGACCAAGUCGGCCGCCAAUAGUCUAAAGUCUUUAUCAGCCAACGCAAAGAAAGGAUCCCUGCGCGCCACAGUAGCAGAAUACCUUCUCAGCAAACGCUAUCUCGACUCCUCUAUCACGGUGCCUAAGCUCAAGAUCCCGUCGUCUCAGAAUGGCGAUGCAGCAGGCCCCCAAAACCCAGCUCUCGACUUCUGGGCAUACGCCUGUCUAGCCCUCGAGUAUGCAGGACCCAACGCCAAUACGGCGGAAGUCAAGUCCUCACACCACAUGCUGCCCAUUUACAUGCACCACUUCGGCUGUGUGGUGCCAUCGUACGAAUCUCUUCAAAUCAUCAAUAAGCUUGCCGCCGGUCGGUCAGUUCUCGACAUGGGCAGCGGCAACGGCUACUGGACACUAAUGCUGCGGCGCGCAGGCGUCAAUGUCGUCGCCGUUGAUAGCGGCCAGAGUCGAUGGCGCACGACCUGGAUAUCCGACACCAUAGCCACAGAUGGUGUACAGUACCUGCGCAAACGAUCGGGCUGCGCAGAUCAUGUGCUCUUGCUGGUGUACCCGAUCGUCGGCGGUGACUUUACGCGCAAAGUCCUCGAUGCGUAUUCUGGCGAUGUCAUCGUCGUGGCAGGCACGCAGAAUGGGAACGGGUAUACGGGCUUCAAAGACAUGAUGAUCGAUGAGUACAUGGCCAAAGAGAAACCGGACUGGCAGAAGGUUUGCCAGGUCGCACUCCCGAGCUUCGCCGGCAAGGAUGAUGCAUUAUUCGCGUUUCGGCGGAAAGCGUAGAGCAUUAUGGCUUCAAUCGCCAAGCUGCGAGUAAUGAUGGGUGCGGCAGAACGUGGUCGGCGGCCAUAUGGACAGUCACACACCGUAACUUGUAAUUGUAGAUGAACACGCAGACAGGGUUCGAAGUCAUAUAGCAACAUUCAAAAAAAGCAAAAACUUUGCCCACAAACUCCAAGAUCCGGUGAUCAGAGAG
Molecule: messenger RNA, 1536 nt
Organism: Exophiala viscosa
Lineage: Eukaryota; Fungi; Ascomycota; Eurotiomycetes; Chaetothyriales; Herpotrichiellaceae
Exons: 1
Coding region: 186-1343 (385 amino acids)
Source: RefSeq, a predicted model, not a curated record